This is a messenger RNA of Micropterus salmoides (largemouth bass), 1327 nucleotides long. RefSeq names its product glypican-1-like. Gene Ontology annotation, molecular function: fibroblast growth factor binding. Gene Ontology annotation, biological process: negative regulation of fibroblast growth factor receptor signaling pathway; cell migration; regulation of protein localization to membrane. The transcript is spliced from 9 exons. NCBI's taxonomy places the organism in Eukaryota, Metazoa, Chordata, Actinopteri, Centrarchiformes, Centrarchidae. The annotation marks the transcript as partial. Gene Ontology annotation, cellular component: plasma membrane; synapse; extracellular region. The record is from RefSeq and is a predicted model, not a curated record.
AUGGCAUUAGACAAAAAGUCACAGGAUCGCCAAAGUGAACAUCUGAGGGUGUGUCCUCAGGGUCCAACCUGUUGUACAAGUACCAUGGAGGAGAACCUUGGCGGUCUGAGCUCCCGCGAGACAGAGGGACUGAUCAGAGAGGCCGGCAGGUCGCUGCAGGCUGCCUUCAAUGCUCUCCACAGGAGCUUUGACACCUUUUUCACUGAGCUGCACGGUAAUUCUGAGCGCUCUCUCCAAGAGGUGCUGUCUCCACUCGGCCCUCUGUAUUCCCAGAACACUCGUCUCUAUGGGGAUCUCUACACCGACUUGCGGCAGUACUACCGAGGCUCUGCUCUAAACCUGGACGAGACCCUGUCUGAGUUCUGGUCCCGCCUCUUGGAGCGCACCUUUAAAAUCUCCACUCCAACCGAUGUCAACAUGUCAGAUGACUACCUUGAAUGUGUUGCUAAGCAACAGGAGACGCUGCGGCCAUUUGGAGAUGUCCCCCGGGACAUGAAGGCGAAGGUGAUCCGAGCUUUUGUCACAGCCAGAUCGUUUGUCCAGGGGCUGAUAGUCAGUGGAGAGGUGGUCAGGAAGGUCUCACAGGUUUCUCUAAGUCCAGAGUGUAUGAAGGCCCUGAUGAAGCUGGUUUACUGCCCACACUGUCGCGGCAUGGCCUCCGUCAAACCCUGCUCCAACUACUGUUCCAACGUCAUGAAGGGCUGCCUGGCCAACCAAGCUGACCUGGACCCAGAGUGGCAGAACCUUAUAGACACCAUGAUCCAGGUGGUCUCUAGUUUCAGCACGGAGCCCAGUCUCGAUGUGGUUCUCUCCUCUAUCCCGGCUCGAAUCUAUGAGGCUGUUCACAUCCUACAGGAAAACAUGGACACAUUCACAGCAAAAGUGUACCAGAUGUGUGGAACUCCAGGUGAACCAGGAACAGGAAGUCCCACCCUUCAUGAGCAGAAGAAGAAGAGCGGCUCCCUGACCGCAUCAGAGUACAAACCCUCUCCGACCGCUAGUCUCAGACUGGAGAUGCAGGUGUCAGAUCUGUCCAGUAAGCUGAGGGAGAUGCGGCAGUAUUGGGUGCAGCUCCCUGUGGCAAUUUGCAGCAAAUUGGCAGCAGGAGGCAGUGGUCAGGAUAAAUGCUGGAAUGGCAUUACUAAAGCCAGGUACCUUCCGGAGGUGAUGGGUGACGGCUUGGCCAAUCAGAUCAACAACCCAGAAGUGGAGCUUGAUAUCACAAAGCCAGACAUGACCAUCCGGCAGCAGAUCAUGCAACUCAAAAUCAUGAGCAACAGGCUGAAAAAUGCACUUGAUGGCAAUGAUGUGGACUUUCAAGAUGCAA